AUGCUGAAGCCCGGAGAGCCCGGCGGCUCGGCCUUCCUCAAAGUGGACCCCGCCUAUCUGCAGCACUGGCAGCACCUCUUCCCGCACGGCGGCGGCGGCGGCCCGCUCAAGGGCGGCGGGGCCGCGGGGCCCCUGGGCGCGCCGCAGCCUCUCCAGCCGCCGCCGCCGCCGCCGCCCCCGGAGCGCGCGGAGCCCACGCCGGACAGUCUGCGCCCGCGGCCCGCCUCGCUCUCCUCCGCCGCCUCCACCCCGGCCUCCUCCUCCUCCACCUCGGCCUCCUCCGCCUCCUCCUGCGCCGCCGCCGCCGCCGCCGCGCUGGCGGGUCUGUCGGUGCUGCCCGUGGCGCAGCUGCCGGUGUUCGCGCCCCUGGCCGCCGCCGUGGCCGCGGAGCCGCUGCCCCACAAGGACCUGUGCCUGGGCGCCGCCGCGGGCCCGGGGCCCUCCCAGUGCGGCGGCGGCGGCGGCGGGGACGGCCGGGGCGCCGCGCGCUUCCGCUGCAGCGCGGAGGAGCUGGACUAUUACCUGUACGGCCAGCAGCGCAUGGAGAUCAUCCCGCUCCACCAGCACACCAGCGACCCCAACAACCGUUGCGACAUGUGCGCGGACAACCGCCACGGAGAGUGCCCCAUGCACGGGCCGCUGCACUCGCUGCGCCGGCUGGUGAGCACGGGCAGCGCCGCGGCCGCCGCGCCCCCGCCCGAGGUGCCCGAGUGGCUGCGGGACCUACCGCGCGAGGUGUGCCUGUGCACCAGCACCGUGCCCGGCCUGGCCUACGGCAUCUGCGCGGCGCAGAGGAUCCAGCAGGGCACCUGGAUCGGGCCCUUCCAGGGCGUCCUCCUGCCCCCGGAGAAGGUGCAGGCCGGCGCGGUGAGAAACACGCAGCAUCUCUGGGAGAUAUAUGACCAAGAUGGGACACUACAGCACUUUAUUGAUGGUGGGGAACCUAGUAAGUCGAGCUGGAUGAGGUAUAUCCGAUGUGCAAGGCACUGCGGAGAACAGAAUCUAACAGUAGUUCAGUACAGGUCGAAUAUAUUCUACCGAGCCUGUAUAGAUAUCCCCAGGGGCACCGAGCUUCUGGUGUGGUACAAUGACAGCUAUACGUCUUUCUUUGGGAUCCCCUUACAAUGCAUUGCCCAGGAUGAAAACUUAAACGUCCCCUCCACGGUCAUGGAAGCCAUGUGCCGGCAAGACGCCCUGCAGCCCUUCGGCAAGAGCAGCAAACUUCCCCCCGCCACCCAGCAGCGCUCUGUGGUGUUCCCACAGACGCCCUGCAGCAGGAACUUCUCUCUCCUGGAUAAAUCGGGGUCCAUCGAAUCCGGGUUUAACCAGAUCAACGUGAAAAACCAGCGCGUCCUGGCGAGCCCGACGUCCACGAGCCAGCUGCACUCGGAGUUCAGUGACUGGCACCUCUGGAAGUGCGGGCAGUGCUUCAAGACCUUCACGCAGAGGAUCCUGCUGCAGAUGCACGUGUGCACGCAGAACCCCGACAGACCUUACCAGUGCGGCCACUGCUCCCAGUCCUUCUCCCAGCCUUCAGAACUGAGGAACCACGUGGUCACUCACUCCAGCGACCGGCCUUUCAAGUGCGGCUACUGUGGCCGUGCCUUUGCUGGGGCCACCACCCUCAACAACCACAUCCGGACCCACACUGGAGAAAAGCCCUUCAAGUGCGAGAGGUGUGAGAGGAGCUUCACGCAGGCCACCCAGCUGAGCCGGCACCAGCGGAUGCCCAACGAGUGCAAGCCAAUCACCGAGAGCCCCGAAUCAAUCGAAGUGGAUUAA
Molecule: messenger RNA, 1782 nt
Organism: Pipistrellus nathusii (Nathusius's pipistrelle)
Lineage: Eukaryota; Metazoa; Chordata; Mammalia; Chiroptera; Vespertilionidae
Source: the annotation of a GenBank genome assembly